Messenger RNA from Camponotus floridanus (Florida carpenter ant), 1812 nucleotides. It is a transcript of the gene Dredd, whose product is annotated as caspase-8. Gene Ontology annotation, molecular function: cysteine-type endopeptidase activity. Gene Ontology annotation, biological process: proteolysis. Bases 315 to 1790 code for a protein of 491 amino acids. The record is from RefSeq and is a predicted model, not a curated record. Lineage: Eukaryota; Metazoa; Arthropoda; Insecta; Hymenoptera; Formicidae. The transcript has 7 exons.
ACUCUUUGAAUGCUUUGAAACAUCAUUCUAUCUUUAUUCUCAUGGAAUGUAGAACAAAGAUAGAAUUAUGUUUCAAAGCAUCCAGAGCGUCUUCCCGACCGCAGCCUAAGUUGAAAUGACACAAGAAUGUCCCAACUCUAUCUGUAUUCUUUUCUCUUAUUUGUAUCUUCUCCUUUCCUCCAACAAAGGAAUUACUCAUUUUCUAGUAUAUGUAAAGAAUUAAAGAUAUAAAAGAAAGAAAAAUAAUAAUAUUUUGUGAAAAGAUAUUGUUUUAUUCUUUGUGAACAAUUAUAUUAUAAUAAGAUAUACAAUUCAUGAUGUCAUUGUUGGUGGAUGCAAUUGCCCAUAGUCCAGCAAAGGCAGUUAUAAACAUAAAUAUUUUAAGACAAAUAGAAAAAGAUCUUGAUAUAGAUGAGAAGAUCUCUGUAUUAUUUUUGAUAAUAGAAGAUUAUGCAAAUGCAUUUAGAGAUAUUUUUGAUCUUUUUCAAAAAGAACAAAAGACAGAAAAUUCAUACAUAAUUGUAGAUUAUGUAAAAAAGUAUCCGGAAAAUUGGGAAGAUAAAAUUUUAGAAGCAUUAUGUAUUCUAAAUAAUCGAGAAGUAAUAAGAAAAUUAAGAACAUCUUUCGAAGAGUUAGAUAAACACUACGUUCCAAACUGCAACUCAUAUUCAAAAAAUAUAAACAUAGUUGCAAAAUGUUUAUAUAAACUAUGUGAAUCUUUGAAUGAAAAUGAGCAAAAACAGUUAUUAAGCUAUAUAAAAUCUGAUAACUCUAAUUAUGAAUUAUUAUUAGAUAAUAUAGAUUAUCUUGAAUUGCAUAUGCUUUAUUGGAUGCAAAUUACGUAUAUUACAAUUUCAAAAAAUGAGAAGCAUAAUAUGGAAAAAUUAUUAAAACAUUUGAAGAAAUUUGAAGAUUUAAAAAUAAUUUCUAUGGAUUUGGAGAAAUUUGAAAAUCGAUCGAAUGUUGUUGAUACUUGUGGGAAUGUUGGAACAAAUGAUAAAAACUGUCUCCAUCCAAUUUCUCCAAGAGAACCAUUUUUUACAGAAAAAAAUAACAAUAAAAUGCAAUUUAUUAAUAAUGGACUCUGUAUUAUUAUAAAUCAGAUGUAUUUUGAAAAAGAGUAUAAGACACGAUUUGGAACUAAUACAGACCGUAAUAAUUUAUCUGAUACAUUUAAAUCUUUUGGAUUCAAAAUCAAGAUAUUUGAAAAUUUAAAGAAAAAAGAAAUGUUAGAAAAAAUAAAAAAUAUUUCAAAAGACUAUGGAAAUAAGUAUGAUUGUUUAUUUCUAUGCAUUUUAAGUCAUGGAUAUAAAGGAGGUGUAAUUGCAUCAGAUGAAAAAGAAGUUUCAUUGGAAGCAAUUGAAAAAGCUGUUUGUUGUAUAGAAUUGAAAGAUGUUAUAAAAAUUAUUAUUAUUCAAGCUUGUCAAGGAAAGACACGUGGAAGUAUAAAUAAUUGUUUGACUACUGAUGGUUUAUCUGAUUUUUCUAUUAUGGAAUUAGAAGAUAUUCGUCAGUUUAGAAAAUUUUUAAUAUUUAUGUCAACAAUACAAGGUUUUGUAUCAGUACGUCACGAAGAUGAAGGUUCAUGGUUUAUACAGGAAAUUUGUAAAAUUCUCAAAACUUAUGGAAAUCAUUUACCUUUCAUUGAAUGCGUUAGAAAAAUAAUAGCAUCUAUGCAAGAGAAAAAUGGAGAAAUAGAAGGGGUUCAAAUUGUACAAUUGCCAGAAAUACGUAUUGAUCGUUUAGAUGCAGACUUUCAAUUGAGAAACAUAAUUACUCCUGCACUUUAAGUAAUAAUUAUACGUUUUAAAU